Vigna umbellata (rice bean) is the source of this 573-nucleotide messenger RNA. Lineage: Eukaryota; Viridiplantae; Streptophyta; Magnoliopsida; Fabales; Fabaceae. The record is from RefSeq and is a predicted model, not a curated record.
AUGGCGGCAGAAGGAUUAAAACAAUUUGCAGCUGUGAUCUCUUUGAUUGACCAGCAAUCCCCUUAUGAAGUGGCAUGGUCUUGGCAAAAGGAACAUUGUACAAGGCACAUAUUGAAGAAGGAAGGAGAUUGUAAUGACACCCUUAUUAUUCUACAACACCCUCCUGUGUAUACAUUUGGGCAGCUGCUAGUACCUUGUGGAGAACUCAAGUUUGACAUGAAAAAUGCUCCUUUUAAUAUUUAUGCGGCACUGAGUGGUGGAGAGGUUACAUACCAUGGGCAUGUACAGUUAGUUAUGUACCCAAUUAUCAACCUCCGAUCGCACAAGAUGGAUCUUCAUUGGUACCUUAGGACUCUUGAAGAGGUUUUCAUUCGAUUGUUCUUUUCUUCAACAUUUUCAAUUCAGGCUUCUACACGUGAAGGUUUAACUGGUGUUUGGGCAGGAAAUGAAAAAUGGCAGCUGUUGGCAUUAGAGUGGUCUAGCUGGAUAACCUAUCAUGGCUUGACACUUAAUGUCACAACAGAUUUGUCUCCCUCAAGGAUCAUCCCAUGUGGAAUUCGGAACCGUCAGUAG